CCCGACAAUUCAUAUGUAUCUCACCUCUCCCUUCGCAAAACCCUAGUCUUUCUUCGUUCGAAUCUCUUCUACAGCAAAAAAUCCAUCUGGAGCAAGAGACAGCGAAAGCUUGAUACAUGGCUUCGAGAUCGAAGAGCGAUAACCCCCACACAGGCGAUGGAGCCAGUCCUGGGAAGAUCUUCAUCGGAGGAUUAGCAAAAGAUACGACCUACGCUACUUUCAACAAGCACUUUGGAAAUUAUGGGGAGAUCACUGACUCUGUGAUAAUGAAGGAUCGCUAUACAGGGCAGCCAAGGGGUUUUGGAUUUGUCACCUAUGCUGACCCAUCAGUUGUUGACAAGGUUAUUGAAGAUAAUCACAUCAUCAAUGGAAAACAGGUUGAGAUCAAAAGAACCAUUCCUAAAGGAUCUGGACAAUCAAAGGAUUUCAAAACGAAGAAAAUAUUUGUUGGGGGUGUGCCAUCAUCAGUCAGUGAAGAUGAGUUCAAGAAUUUCUUCUCCAAGUAUGGAGAAGUUGUUGAACACCAGAUUAUUCGUGAUCAUGAGACCAACCGUUCCCGAGGUUUUGGAUUUAUAGUGUUUGACAGUGAGGAAGUUGUUGAUGAAAUUUUAUCCAAUGGAAAUAUGAUUGACAUGGCUGGUACCCAGGUGGAGAUCAAGAAAGCAGAACCAAAGAAAGCCUCAAACCCACCACCUGCUCCUGCAUAUGGUAGCAACUCUAGGGCUCGUUCUUUUGAUGGUGGCUUUGCUGGAUAUGGCAGCUCAUAUGGUUAUGAUGGUGGCUUCGUUCCUGGCCCUUAUAGGACUCCUGGAGGUCUUGGUGGUAGGUUUGGUGCUUAUGGUGGGUAUGGUAGUGGUGGAAGUGAAUUUGGCAGUUAUGGAGGUUUUGGCAGCAGUAGCUUAGGAGGUUACCGAGGUGGAUCUUCCCUUGGCUAUUCUAGUCGCUUUGGCCCCUAUGGUGGUGGGUUCAGUGGGGGCUAUGGUGGCAGUGGUUUAGGUGGGUAUGGCCGAGGUGAAGGUUAUGGUAGUUAUGGAGGUUCAAGCUAUGAUGGUUACGACUCCGGUUCUGGUUCUAGUUAUGGAGGAGCAGGUGGGCUGUAUGGAAGGGGAGGCUAUAGUGGUAGUAGCCGCUAUCAUCCUUAUGCAAGGUAGAAAGACAACCCUUCCCAAGAAGUUCUGAUUAAGCUUUGCAAAUAGAAGUUUCUCACAGGAUUUCGCAGUUUCCUCUUAGUGUACUGCAUUUCUCUCUCGUGGACUGAUAGGUGCCUUUUGCGCAGUUACUAGAGCUACUAUUUCAACCAUGGAAGUUAUUUAAAACAAGAAGAAAUAUGUCUUCUAUAAUGUAUGUCUUAGAUGAACCUUAAUAGAACUUUCAUAUUAGUAUUUGGUGUCUGCUUCUGGUGUUCUAGAUUAUCUUAUCAUUAGUUUGUUUCUAGACUAUAGCAUCUUGUUUUGGAGCUUGCUACAUUUGCCUCUAGUUUUAUUUGGAUUAGAUGUGUGAUUAAUAUGUUUAGAUUUUGUGCU
This is a messenger RNA of Diospyros lotus (date-plum), 1523 nucleotides long. RefSeq names its product heterogeneous nuclear ribonucleoprotein 1. Gene Ontology annotation, cellular component: nucleoplasm. The coding region runs from base 117 to 1151 and encodes 344 amino acids. The record is from RefSeq and is a predicted model, not a curated record. Lineage: Eukaryota; Viridiplantae; Streptophyta; Magnoliopsida; Ericales; Ebenaceae. Gene Ontology annotation, molecular function: RNA binding. Gene Ontology annotation, biological process: regulation of gene expression. The transcript is spliced from 6 exons.